UUCUGUCUGGGCACGUUGCAUUUCGUGGAUGUACUUUGAAAAUGCUAAUAGUAAAUAUCCUGUGGUUCGGUCUCUGGAUCGUUCCUCAGGCAUUUGCCGCGGAUUCUUGUGCAGGACAAUCGUUUGGAUAUAGAUCAGCGGACCCAACAGAUCCUCACGCGUAUUUUCUCUGCCUGGGCUUCCUCGGACAGAUAAGAAACACCUGCCAAGACGGAUUGCGGUUCAGCGUGCACGACCAAAGCUGCGUGCAUGGAGGCAAGCCAAGUUCUGGCAGUUCACAAGCAGAAAAGGAUACCACCAUCCACCAAAACGUGUUCAUUGACAGGCCGCUAAUAUUCAAUUUCUUCGGUAACCUAUGGGGCAGCUCUCCACGGCCGUCUCCUUCUCUGUCGCAACCGCAACCCCUGAUCGCACCCGAUCAGCAUCAAGACCCGCUACCCAGCGGAAGUUUGUCAGCCUUAAGUGAAGUCAUUUCUUCCCCCCAUGAGAACAAGCCUGCCCCUGAUGAGGCAGCAUCUACCUCGUCAAGGGUUGAAGAGAGAUGCCGCUUUUUACCAAAUGGCGCCUUCAUAAGGGACUCCAAGAAAUGCGGAGUUUUUUACGUGUGUGCCAAUGGGAACGCCAUCAUCCGAUGCUGUCCAGAGGGUCUCUAUUUCGACAUCGAGAAAAGUUACUGCAAUUUUCCAAGUAUGGUCGACUGCUCGGAAGAACCACUAACUACUAUACCACCCCCUCCUGAAAGUUCGACAAAGACAAAUAGUCCAAGCUCUAAAGAACCAUCAUCCACGAAACCAACAUCCACAGAACCUUCUGUGAAAAGUUCGACGGAACCAAAUAGAUCCAGUUCUGAAGAACCGUCAUCCACGGAACCAUCAUCCACAGAACCUUCUUCGGAAAGUACGACGGAGCCAAAUAGCUCCAGUUCUGAAGAACCAUCAUCCACGGAACCAUCCUCCACAAAAGUUUCUCCGGAAAGUUCGACGGAUCUAAAUAGCUCCAGUUCUGAAGAACCAUCAUCCACGGAACCAACAUCCACGGAACCUUCUUCGGAAAGUACGACGGAGCCAAAUAGCUCCAGUUCUGAAGAACCAUCAUCAACGGAACCAUCAUCCACGGAACCAUCAUCCACAGAACCUUCUUCGGAAAGUUCGACGGAUCCAAAUAACUCCAGUUCUGAAGAACCAUCAUCAACGGAACCAUCAUCCACAGAACCUUCUUCGGAAAGUACGACGGAGCCAAAUAGCUCCAGUUCUGAAGAACCAUCAUCCACGGAACCAACAUCCACAGAAACUUCUUCGGCAAGUACGACGAAGCCAAAUAGCUCCAGUUCUGAAGAGCCAUCAUCCACGGAACCAUCAUCCACAGAAACUUCUUCGGAAAGUUCGACGGAUCCAAAUAACUCCAGUUCUGAAGAACCAUCAUCAACGGAACCAUCAUCCACAGAACCUUCUUCGGAAAGUACGACGGAGCCAAAUAGCUCAAGUUCUGAAGAACCAUCAUCCACGGAACCAUCAUCCACAGAAGCUUCUUCGGCAAGUACGACGGAGCCAAAUAGCUCCAGUUCUGAAGAACCAUCAUCCACGGAACCAACAUCCACAGAAACUUCUUCGGCAAGUUCGACGGAGCCAAAUAGCUCCAGUUCUGAAGAGCCAUCAUCCACGGAACCAUCAUCCACAGAAACUUCUUCGGAAAGUUCGACGGAUCCAAAUAACUCCAGUUCUGAAGAACCAUCAUCAACGGAACCAUCAUCCACAGAACCUUCUUCGGAAAGUACGACGGAGCCAAAUAGCUCCAGUUCUGAAGAACCAUCAUCCACGGAACCAACAUCCACAGAACCUUCUUCGGAAAGUACGGCGAAGCCAAAUAGCUCCAGUUCUGAAGAGCCAUCAUCCACAGAACCAUCAUCCACAGAACCUUCUUCGGAAAGUACGACGGAUCCAAAUAGCUCCAGUUCUGAAGAACCAUCAUCCACGGAACCAUCAUCCACAGAACCUUCUUCGGAAAGUACGACGGAGCCAAAUAGCUCCAGUUCUGAAGAACCAUCAUCCACGGAACCAACAACCACAGAAGCUUCUUCGGAAAGUACUUUGGAUCCAAAUAGCUCCAGUUCUGAAGAACCAUCAUCCACGGAACCAACAUCUACAGAACCUUCUUCGGAAAGUACGGCGGAGCCAAAUAGCUCCAGUUCUGAAGAGCCAUCAUCCACGGAACCAUCAUCCACAGAACCUUCUUCGGAAAGUACGACGGAGCCAAAUAGCUCCAGUUCUGAAGAACCAUCAUCCACGGAACCAUCAUCCACAGAACCAUCAUCCACGGAACCAUCAUCCACAGAACCUUCUUCGGAAAGUUCGACGGAUCCAAAUAGCUCCAGUUCUGAAGAACCAUCAUCAACGGAACCAUCAUCCACGGAACCAUCAUCCACAGAACCUUCUUCGGAAAGUACGACGGAGCCAAAUAGCUCCAGUUCUGAAGAACCAUCAUCCACGGAACCAUCAUCCACGGAACCAUCAUCCACAGAACCUUCUUCGGCAAGUACGACGGAGCCAAAUAGCUCCAGUUCUGAAGAACCAUCAUCAACGGAACCAUCAUCCACGGAACCAACAUCCACGGAACCAACAUCCACAGAAGCAUCAUCCACAGAAGUCUCUCCAGGAAGUUCGCAGGAUCCAAAUAGCUCCAGUUCUGAAGAACCAUCAUCCACGGAACCAUCAUCCACAGAAGCUUCUUCGGAAAGUACGACGAAGCCAAAUAGCUCCAGUUCUGAAGAACCAUCAUCCACGGAACCAUCAUCCACAGAACCUUCUUCGGAAAGUACGACGGAGCCAAAUAGCUCCAGUUCUGAAGAACCAUCAUCCACGGAACCAUCAUCCACAGAAGUUUCUCCGGAAAGUACGACGGAGCUAAAUAGCUCCAGUUCUGAAGAACCAUCAUCCACAGAACCUUCUUCGGAAAGUACGACGGAGCCAAAUAGCUCCAGUUCUAAAGAACCAUCAUCCACGGAACCAUCAUCCACAGAACCUUCUUCGGAAAGUACGACGGAGCCAAAUAGCUCCAGUUCUGAAGAACCAUCAUCCACGGAACCAUCAUCCACAGAACCAUCAUCCACAGAACCUUCUUCGGAAAGUACGACGGAGCCAAAUAGCUCCAGUUCUGAAGAACCAUCAUCCACAGAACCUUCUUCGGAAAGUACGACGGAGCCAAAUAGCUCCAGUUCUAAAGAACCAUCAUCCACGGAACCAUCAUCCACAGAACCUUCUUCGGAAAGUACGACGGAGCCAAAUAGCUCAAGUUCUGAAGAACCAUCAUCCACGGAACCAUCAUCCACAGAAGCUUCUUCGGAAAGUACGACGGAGCUAAAUAGCUCCAGUUCUGAAGAACCAUCAUCCACGGAACCAACAUCCACAGAACCUUCUUCGGCAAGUACGACGGAGCCAAAUAGCGCCAGUUCUGACGAACCAUCAUCCACGGAACCAUCAUCCACAGAACCAACAUCCACAGAACCAUCAUCCACAGAAGUUUCUCCGGGAAGUUCGCCGGAUACAAAUACCUCAAGUUCUGCAGAACCAUCAUCAACAGAAGUUUCUGCGGAAAGUUCGCCGGAUCCAAAUAGCUCCAGUUCUGAAGAACCAUCAUCCACGGAACCAACAUCCACAGAACCUUCUUCGGAAAGCACGACGGAGCCAACUAGCUCCAGUUCUAUAUCAUCUACCGAAAAAUCAGCUGAAAGUUCUCCCGUAAUCGAAGUAGCUCCAUCAUUGCCCGUCCCUAGACCAAUCGAACCAAUUUCGCUCUCCAACCGUCCAGUUAUUGAUGGUUCCAAGACCGAGCCACUGAAUUCGGGGGGAAUCAAACAAUCGCAGCAUGAUCGCUUACUGAGCACAACGUCAGGGGGUUCUUCGCAAUUCCAAGAAAGGACAGACUGCACUUUCCUCCCAACGGGAGCAUUCCUAAGGGACCCUACGUCGUGUAACAAGUUUUACGUGUGUUUAAAUGGAAAGGCUAUUCCCCGUCGCUGUCCCAGUAUUCUCAACUUUGAUAUAAAGAAGAAAGUUUGUAAUUUCCCCAGCCUCGUGGAUUGCUCUAUUGAUGGCGUCCAAGUCUCCCUCCUCAAGACACUCACGGAGCACUCCAAUAAGAAAGUGGAACAGAAAAUGAUCUUUGACUGCACAUCGCUUCCAAAUGGUGAAAAUGUGCGAGAUCUGAAUUCGUGCAGCAAAUUUUAUGUCUGCGCCAACGGCCGCUCGAUACCCCGUCAAUGUCCGCAGGGUCUGAAUUAUGAUAUCACAAGGAAGGUGUGCGAUGUACCCAGUCGUGUGGAUUGCUCUAUUGAUGGUGUCCAAGGGUCCGUGCUCAAGACACUCUCUAAGCACUCCAAUAAGAAAGUGGAACAGAACCCGAUCUUUGAAUGCACAUCGCUUCCAAAUGGUGAAUUUGUGCGAGAUCUGAAUUCGUGCAGCAAAUUUUAUGUCUGCGCCAACGGCCGCUCGAUACCCCGUCAAUGUCCGAAGGGUCUGAAUUUCGAUAUCACAAAGAAGGUCUGCGAUUUCCCCAGUCGUGUGGAUUGCUCGAUAGUCGAGGCUUUAGCUCCAACGGCAAGAAAACUCAACAUGAAAAACCAAAAUCUGGCUGGUAAAGGAUUACUAGUGAAGAUGUCUCACAAAUAGAGAGCUGAUCUUUGAUCUUUAUAUUUUACAGUACAAUAUUAUUAUAGGAACAUGGUAAAAGGGUUUUAACAUAGGGUUUAAUAGGAUAUAUUUGUAUGGUUAUUCUUAUAUUUUCUGAGUGGUUACUGAUAUAUUUACAUAUAUGCGUAAUUUUAAUUGAUAUGCACACUACUAAUUCUACUUCCGACUAUGAUAUAUUCAACGAAUAAAGGACCUACCAAC
This is a messenger RNA of Drosophila obscura, 4886 nucleotides long. Its product is annotated as flocculation protein FLO11. NCBI's taxonomy places the organism in Eukaryota, Metazoa, Arthropoda, Insecta, Diptera, Drosophilidae. Gene Ontology annotation, cellular component: extracellular region. Gene Ontology annotation, molecular function: chitin binding. The record is from RefSeq and is a predicted model, not a curated record. Bases 42 to 4664 code for a protein of 1540 amino acids. The transcript has 9 exons.